CAACCACCGCCGACAAGAAAAAACUCGCAUGUGAUAUUGUAUCUACAUUUCCAGUGCUGAGGAUGACGAAAAUAACUGAAGACGCUCCUGACUAUUCAUAUUUCUUUUGGAAGUAUUCCGGAAAAGGACCAGGAAAUGGACAUUCAGGACUGAUUUUCUCGCACCUACGGAAUGCAAGUAAAAGCAUUUCACCAUCCAAACGAAAAUUUACUCAUCGUGCAAAGAAGAACGACAUUGUUAGCAUCUCGUCAGAAAUCGUUGGUUUGUCGGAACAGUGCGCACAAAUCGAGGCAACGUCGGCCAAUUUUAUGAAUAUCACAAGAAUGAUGAUAACAAUUCAACCACUGCACAACAUGCUGAUCGACAGCAAAAAAGGAGUAUCUUCUAUACUUCAAGUGUUACCUCAUUAUAAAUCAUACAAUGGAGCCAUGAUUCGCCAAGCAUAUGAACGUAUGAAUCCGAGUUUCUUCAAGGAAGCCGAUCUAAGAAAGUUAUUUUCGUUGGGUCUGAUGCUUGAAAAGGAUACGUAUGCAAUGGUUCAUGAUGAUCACAUUCGUGGAUGCUUGCGUAUUAUGGGGCGAUUGACUAGAAAAGGUGUUAAAAAGUUACGUCCUGUCAUUGAAGUAGAACCCGAAGAAGAACUUGCAUCUCCAUUGAUUCGUUUCAUUUCGGAAUCGCCUUCAGCUUUGGCUGAGCAGCUAGCAAGAUAUGCAGCCUACGACUUUGAGAACGACCAGAAAGUACCACCGCAUCUAAUCAACCAAGACGAAUAUAGGUACUCUAACAGUUCUUAA
Messenger RNA from Armigeres subalbatus, 794 nucleotides. RefSeq lists its product as uncharacterized. The record is from RefSeq and is a predicted model, not a curated record. Bases 63 to 794 code for a protein of 243 amino acids. Lineage: Eukaryota; Metazoa; Arthropoda; Insecta; Diptera; Culicidae. The transcript has 6 exons.